Molecule: messenger RNA, 3382 nt
Organism: Anopheles marshallii
Lineage: Eukaryota; Metazoa; Arthropoda; Insecta; Diptera; Culicidae
Product: importin-4-like
Exons: 6
Coding region: 1-3291 (1096 amino acids)
Biological process (GO): protein import into nucleus
Cellular component (GO): cytoplasm; nucleus
Molecular function (GO): nuclear import signal receptor activity; small GTPase binding
Source: RefSeq, a predicted model, not a curated record
AUGGAACAAAUUAUAAAAAACCUUCUAGUGGCGGACAAUGAAUUGAUACAGCAAGCAUCUGCGGAUCUGAAAGAAGCUUUCAAGAAACCGGAAACGAUUCCUCAGCUUUGUGAAAUAUGUGUCACCAACAGCGACGCUCAGGUCAGGCAGUACGCUGCGAUGCUGUUGAAAAAGCAACUGGGUAAACUGCGUGCGUGGCGAGAAGUACCAGCCGAAACUCAAGCCCUUAUCAAAAAGGGCAUGCUGGAGGCUAUUGUGAACGAAUCGGAAAAGUCCGUGAGAAAUGCAAUUACCGGUUUCGUUGGUGUACUGGUGAAACAUGAAGCCGAAAAAGAGGACGGCUGGAUGGGUGAAGUGCUAAAAUUUAUGUUCGAAAGCACUAGCUCGGGCGAUCCUAAGCUGAGCGAACUUGGAUCGUCCGUAUUUGCCACGCUGACCGAUGUGGCACCUGAUCAAUUCAUGCCACAUAUUGAGAUGGUCUGUCAACUUUUCUCCACGGCACUGAUGACUACUGAAGCUGGUGGCAACAUGGCCACACCGGUAAUCUACAACAUUUUACUCGGCAUGGCCCAUCUGGUCCCGUUUAUUCCAGGUCGACAAGAGAUCGAACAGACCUACCAAGACUCGAUACCGUAUGUGCUGAAGGCACUCGGGGCAUUUGCCGAGCAGGACUCGUUCAAAUUCAUCGAAGCGUUCGACAUAUUAGAAAACCUGGCCGACGAAUCCUCGCGCACACUUUCACCACACAUGAAGCUGCUAAUUGAAUUCUGCCUGCAAAUGGCCGGCAACACACAGCUGGACGAUUCGGUACGCGUGAAAACUAUCACCUUCAUCGGAUGGCUGGUACGGUUGAAGAAGAAAAUGAUUAUCAAACAAAAGCUCGUAGAACCGAUCGUUAAUGCCCUGUUCGCACUGAUGAGUGUUGCACCGGAGGUAGAGGAUGAGGAUGAGGAAUACUUCGGUAGCAACGAGGUCUCGACACCUAGCACCUGUGCUACCCAAUCUCUCGACGUGCUCGCAUUGCAUAUUCCACCGAAACAGCUGUUUCCGCCACUGAUGGCUUUGCUCGAACCGGCUCUUGCCGGUAGUAAUCCGCUGCCGAAGAAAGCCGCAUACCUUUCCAUCGCAGUCAUUGCCGAAGGUUGCUCCGAGCACAUUUGCAGCAAAUAUUUGCGAGUGUUGGUAGACGUAAUUAAACGUGGCAUCACCGAUGAGAACGUUAUGAUUCGCAAUGCUGCGCUGUUUGCGCUCGGUCAGUUCUCUGAACAUUUGCAGCCAGAAAUAUCGCAACAUGCGGAUGAAAUUUUACCAAUUUUGUUCGAGUUUCUGCAACAGCUGUGCCUGCAGAUACGUUCCGGUGGUAAGGAACCGCCCCAUAUCGACCGUGUGUUCUAUGCCCUAGAAACGACGUGUGAAAAUUUGGAAGAUCAGGUAACACCUUAUUUGCCUAUGUUAAUGGAGCGCCUGUUUGAAUCGUUGGAUUCCCGCAACAGUGUCCAUCUCCGCGAACUAUCGCUGACAACAAUCGCUGCCACGGCAAGCGCGGCAAAGGAACAAAUGCUUCCGUACUUUCCACGCCUGAUCGAUAGUCUGAAGCUGUAUUUGGUGAAAACGGACGAGGAAGACAUAUGUACGUUGCGCCCCCAGGCGAUAGACACUUUUGCGGCAUUGGUUCGAACAAUUGGGCGGGAUAAUUUUCUUCCCCUGGCUGUGGAUACACUCAACAUGGGUUUAACGAUGAUGGACGAAUCCAACGAUCCCGAUCUUCGCCGCAGUUGUUACAAUUUGUUCGCCUCGAUGGCAUCAUCGGUGAAGGAGGAUAUGUCGGGUUCGUUGAACAAGAUUGUCGAGACGAUGUUGGAGAGCGUGCGUAGUUCGGAAGGAAUAGUACCGACCUUCAAGGAUGGUGCUGGGGAUGAUAUGCCCAUUCUGCCGAAUGGUGGCGUAGGUGCAAACGGUUCCGGCGAUGGUGACGAUGAAGACGAAGAAUUCGACAUAGAGAAUUCUGUCGGCGACGAGGAAGAAGAUGAGGAAGAUAUCGCAGGCUAUAGUAUCGAGAAUGCAUACAUGGAUGAAAAGGAGGAAGCCAUCUUAGCGCUGAUGGAGUUCGCCGAACAUACGGGGCCCGCUUUUGCUCCAUUCAUUCAGACCGCUUUUGAAGAGAUUUACAAGCUGUUGAAUCAUCCAAACGAGGAUAUACGGAAGGCGUCGAUCGAUGCGGUCAAACAGUUUGUGGUUGCGCUGCAUCAACUGGGCAACCUGGAAGGUGUUAAUCAAACGAUCUUAAUUUUGAUACCGAAGCUUAGUGAAAUCAUUCGUACGGAUGAGGAACGCACGGUAGUCAUGUCAGCAUUGGAUGGGUUUAGUGACAUUCUGCAGGAGGUCGGUGCAGCCACAUUCCAAGCAGAUGGGCAGAAGGAUGCCGUGUUUAACUGCAUUGUGGACGUGCUGAAUGGAAAGGUAGCCUGCCAGUUCGAUGAACCGGUCGACGAAGAGCAGGAAGAGAGCGAAUAUGAUGAGGCCAUCCUCGAGUCGGCUGGAGACAUUUUGCCAAAAUUUGGUCGCGCCCUGCCGGCGGAAGAGUUUGCCGUUUACUUUGGACGCGUGUGGCCAUAUUUUAUACAGAAAAUUGAAAAAUCGAAACAAAAGGAUGAAUCGAGCGACUCCCAGCGUGCCUUUGCGAUCGGUGUGCUGGCGGAAUGUUUCGAAGGUCUGAAAGAGUAUACACGAAACUGGAUCGAUUCACUGUUGCCAAUAUUUCUGUCUGGCGUGCAGGAUCGUAACAAUGAGGUACGGAGCAACACGGUUUACGGACUGGGAGAGAUGGUAAAACACGGAAAAGAAUGCACUUUCGGUCACUAUCCACAAAUAAUGGCAGCUCUCUCACAGCUCGUUUCAAAGGAAGAACAUAACGGCACGUUGGACAAUCUAUGCGGCGCUCUAGCCCGACUCAUUAUCACCAAUUGCAGUCUGGUUCCGCUGAAAAAUGUACUCCCCGUGUUUGUGGAUUAUCUUCCUUUGCGUGAAGAUUUCACCGAAAAUUUGGCCGUUUUCCAGUGCCUCGAUUUGCUAUAUCGACAGGGUGAUGAAAAUCUUGUGCCGGUUUUGUGUCGUGUUCUGGUCGUUGGUUUGCAGGUGCUUUAUAAGAAGGAGCAUGACACGGAAGAAUGUCGCGAGCUGGUUCAUAAUUUGGUCAAGCAGAUUAGCAAAGACUUCCCGGACAAGUUUAGCGAGGUGAUCCGCAGCAGUGCCGAGGUUGCAGAAUUUGUGCAAACGCUUUCGCUGCAGUAGAAGUUAGCGAAACCGCAUUUCAUGCGCAAACUAUUCGUAACUUACAUCAAUCCAUAUCUACUGCAUAAUACAUGCAUGAAACGAGAUAGUA